Messenger RNA from Microtus oregoni (creeping vole), 3216 nucleotides. RefSeq names its product tetratricopeptide repeat domain 16 (gene Ttc16). Lineage: Eukaryota; Metazoa; Chordata; Mammalia; Rodentia; Cricetidae. The record is from RefSeq and is a predicted model, not a curated record. Gene Ontology annotation, molecular function: protein binding. The transcript has 16 exons.
CGGAGCCUCUGGGCAUCCUGGAGCAGGUGCCUAGCAACAGCGGAGACAGGGAAACCAGGGAGUUAGCUCAGCCCGAGGUCAGUCUGGAAACCGGUCAUGACUGACCACAGCCAGGUGCCUGACAAUGCCCACUCGAAGAAAGUUCCAAAGCUACGUGUUCAUGCUCCUGAAGACAGAGAGAAGACCCUGCAACGUAUCUUUGGGACAAGCCACGUGUUCUACAGAAUGGAUAGGAAACCAAGGACAGGAGGAUCAACAGUACCUGUCAAAGUCAAAGAGUACUAUCACCAUGGCCAUCAGUGCCUAGAACAAGAGGACUGGGAGAAUGCCGUGCUCUACUUCUCCCGCGCUCUCCACCUGAACCCCAAUAUGGCAGACUUCUAUGUUUUCCGUGCCGAGGCAUUCAUCCAGCUCUGCGAUUUCUCCUCCGCCCUGCAGAACCUGCGCAGGGCCUACACCUACCAGCCAGAGAACAGCAAAUACCUGGAGCGGCUGGCCUUUGUACUCUACCUACAGGGCCAGUGCUUGUACGAGCUGUGUGACUUCCAGGAAGCCCUGUAUGUCUUCUUGCAAGCCUCUGACCUCCAGCCCCAGAACCCUUCCUUCAGUUACCGCUGCAUAGCCUGCCUGCUGGCCCUCAAUCGACAUCAGGACUGCCUCUCACUCAUCACCAGGGAAGUGAAGCAGGGCAGGGCCAGUGCCGAUGUCUACAUCCUCCGGGCCCGGAUCUACAACUUCUUCCAGAAGCCCAAGCUCUGCUAUCAGGACCUUCGAAGCGCCCUGCUCUUCGAUCCCAAGCACCCACAGGCCAAAGGCCUACUCCAGAUGAUGGUGAACCAGGCCAAGCAGGCCUUUCAAGACGCUAGCAUCCUGGCCGUGCAGGGCAAGCUGCACCGUGCACUGAAGCGUAUCUGCUGUGCCAUUGAGAACAACCCCCUGGACCCCAACCUCUUCCUCUUCCGGGGGACCAUGUAUAGACGGCUCCAGCAAUUUGACCCAGCUGUGGAAGACUUCCUGAAGGCGCUGGACAUGGUGACUGACAGCCAGGACAGCCUGGUGCAGAAGGCACAGCGCCAGCUGCUGCUGACCUACAACGACUUUGCUGUGCACUGCUACACCCAGGGCUCCUAUCAGGAGGGCGUGCUGCUGCUGAACAAGGCGAUCAGGGACGAGCAGAACGAGAAGAGUCUGUACAUCAACCGUGGGGACUGCUUCUUCCAGCUGGGCAACCUGGCCUUCGCGGAGGCAGACUACAAGCAGGCACUGGCACUGAGCCCGCAGGACAAGGGAGCCAACCUACGCAUGGGUGUGCUGCAGGAGAAGAUGGGAUUCUGUGAGCAGACUCGCAGGCAGUUCCAGACAGCGGAGGACCACUUCUCAACAGCCAUCAAGCACAACCCUGAGAAGGCCCAGUACUACCUGCACCGGGCCAAGAGCCGACAGCUCCUGCAGAACAUUUUGGGAGCCCGCCAGGAUGUUGCCACUGUGCUGCUCCUGAACCCCAACUAUCCAAAGAUGGCACCACUGAUGACCAACCUCUUUCCUGGCAUGACUGUGGAGGACGUGCUUAAGAGCCAAGUGGCCCAACUGGCCAAGCUCCAGCUAAGUCAGAUGCUAGAAAGUGGUCCGAAGGCCAUCCACCCACAAAGCAUUGUGAUGCAGAGGUUAAUGGAACGUCAGAAAGCCCGAGCCUUGAUGGAGUCCUGGAAUCGGGAAUAUACUUUCACGGGGAACCUGGAAGAGGAACUGGCUACUCCUCCAACCUUGCAAGGGAAGACUGAACUCAAGAGAAGAGGAGCAGAGGAUAAAAAGGUGAAGCCCCGCAUGGUGAUAUCCCUGUCAGACAGCUACGUGGACCAGACCUCCUCGGGCUCAGUCUUCAGCAUCCUGAGCCUGAGCACCUCGGGAAUGGACAUAUCAGACAGUCAGGAGUAUAGGAGCUCUUCCAACACAGCUGUGAUGUCUGGAGACUCAAGGCCUCAGUCCUCAGACCCCAGGAAGAACAGGGAGAAACUAGGCCUGAGCAGGGCCCCCAAGGUCACCCAGGCCUCUGAGAACCCAGACCAGAACUUGCAUGAGACCACACCUGCCUAUGGCCAAAGACGCCACUCCAGCAAGGCAGAAGCCACGCAAAGCCCAGGAAGACAACGCCCCAGCCAGAAAUCCAAAGUGACAAAAGCCACCAUGGGUCCAAAGCCUAGAAAGAACAGGCCUGCCCUGACCCCAAAGCAGAGGCUCAGAAGAGCCAAGGCUGUUCGUGCCCAGAGCUGGAAACCCAGGUCCCAGGUCCACAGCGAGAAGUCAACAAAGACUUCCAGCGAGACCGUUUCCCAUGGCAGAAGCAGUAGUAGUUCCAGUGAGACCCAGGACCAGAGUCCAGGGCCCAGCAGUUCUGAGGACACCUCAAGCUCCAGUGAGAGCACAACAUCAAGCUCCAGCAAGACCAACCCCCUCGCGGAGCCGAGCCUGCAGCUCCACAAAGCCCAGGAUCCCCAGGACGGUAACCUGAGCUCCAGCAAGACCAACCCCCUCCGGGAGUCGAGCCUGCAGCUCCGCAAAGCCCAGGAUCCCCAGGAUGGGAACCUGAGCUCCAACAAGACUGACCCCGUCCUGGAGCCGAGCCUGCAGCUCCGCAAAGCCCAGGAUCCCCAGGACCAGAACCUGAGCUCCAGCAAGACAGAGGAGGCGGUGAUGCCACCUGGGUUCUCAGAGGAAAAAGGUGACUCGGGAGGCCACUGUCUUGCAGCCGUUGGAGGAGAAGAGCUGUUCACCCUCCGGGAAGUAGGUGAUGCUGUCCAGCACAGCCUGCACCACUUCCUCCUGGGGCUCCAGGCCCAGCUGAGCCAGUUCAUUGAGGAUACAGUGGCGCACGUGAUGCCGCUGGAGUGGGAGGAAGGGUACCACAGCAUCGAUCAGGUGUUCCUCCAUGUUGCCAGACUGCCAGAAGCCAUCUGCAGGAAGGGCAGCGAGCUACCGGCUGCCCACCCCUCCGCCUUGGCUCCCACCCCUCUCACCCGGCAAGUCUGGCCUGAAGUCGCAUUCGCAGAACGAGCUGAAGCUGCAGUACAGAGAAGCCACGUCCCAGGCGGUGGUGGUGGCUAAGACCAGUCCGAGCAGCCCGAGGAUCGAGCCCCGGGGCAGGUAGCCUCGCCUAGCAACAGCCAUCCGGUUGAGUCCCGAUUUCGGCCUGAGGCCGCCCAUCGCCUGGACCUGUAA